Nothoprocta perdicaria is the source of this 2553-nucleotide messenger RNA. RefSeq names its product cytosolic phospholipase A2 epsilon-like. The record is from RefSeq and is a predicted model, not a curated record. NCBI's taxonomy places the organism in Eukaryota, Metazoa, Chordata, Aves, Tinamiformes, Tinamidae. Gene Ontology annotation, molecular function: calcium ion binding; calcium-dependent phospholipid binding. Gene Ontology annotation, cellular component: cytosol. Bases 1 to 2535 code for a protein of 844 amino acids. Gene Ontology annotation, biological process: glycerophospholipid catabolic process. The transcript is spliced from 21 exons.
AUGGGAUCGUCAGCAUAUUCACCUCUGGAUCAAUUCAUGCAACCAAAACUGCACGGGAAGACCGGAGUCAGGAGGAGGAAUCAAGGAAGACCACCCAGUGCUGCAGACAAGGCAGAAGUGCCUCACUUGUGCUGGCUCACUGUAAAAAUUAUAAGGGUGAGAAAUGUCCACAAAGCUGACCUGGUGAGUCAAACGGAUUGCUACGUGAAGCUAUGGCUGCCAACAGCCUCAUUUCAGGAAGCCCGGACAAGAACCGUGCACAACUGCAAAAACCCUGUCUGGAAUGAGACUUUCCACUUUAUUAUACAGAGGGCAGUUAAGAAUAAUCUGGAGCUGACAGUCUGUGAUGAAGAUACUUUCACACCAAAUGACCAGCUUAUGACCGUUUGCUUUGAUGUAGCUAAAAUCCCGCCUGGAGAAAAAGUUCACCUGGUUUUUGAAUUGAAUCCAGAGAAUCGGGAAGAGCUGGAAGUGGAAUUUUUACUGGAAAACAUUCCAGAUGUAUCUGAAAACAUCAUUACUAAUGGCGUAUUGGUGUCUCGAGAAGUUUCCUGCUUGGAAGUUCAGGUGGAUACAAUUAAAACGAAGAACCUUUUCACAAGGAGAGAUUUCACUUUCACAGUGAAAGGAUCCUAUGAAGGAAGGCAAGAUAUUUCCUUGGAUUGUGGUUCCAGCCAGAAAGGCAGCGAUACAGCCCUCUUCCACUACGCCAAGCACUGUCAACCCAGGCUGGAGAUGACACUGCCAAGAGAGAGCUUCUUCUGUGGUCAUAGCUUAGAUAAAAGGAAAAGAGAUGUGAGUAGUCCCCUGGUUGUGUCUCUGAAUUCCCUGGACUUGCGAGAGAAAGUAUCAAUAGCAAGGGGUGAAUCUUACGAUGUGCGUGUGAGGGAAGAAGAUGGAUGUAAGGACUUGGAUUUGCGCUUGGGGUUUGAUCUAUGUGCAGAGGAAAAGGAUUUCAUCUGUAAAAGGAAGAAAGUAGUUGCUGCUGCUCUGAAACAAGUUCUUCAGCUGGAUGAAGACCUGCAGGAGGACGAGGUGCCCGUGGUGGCCGUCGUCACCACAGCGGGGGGCGUACGGUCCAUGACCUCGAUGUUUGGCAGCCUUUUGGCUCUCCAGGAGUUGGGUGUUUUGGACUGUGUUUCAUACCUCAGUGGUUUAUCUGCCACAACAUGGACCAUGGCAAAGUUAUAUGAAGAUGCAAAUUGGUCACAAAAGGAUCUCAAAGGGACUGUUGAUGAUAUCAGGAGACAUGUGAUCAGAAGCAAGCUGCACUGUUUCUCACUGGAUCAUCUCAAGUACUAUGAAAAGGAGCUUUGUGAAAGGAAGCAAGAGGGGCACAAGGUGUCUUUCACAGAUCUGUGGGGGCUCUUCAUUGAUUCUAUGUUACAUAAUGAGGAAAAUACUCAUAAACUUUCUGAUCAGCAACUGGCACUGAAUCAAGGGCAGAAUCCACUGCCUAUCUACCUGUCUCUCAAUGUCAGAGAUGACUUUAGCACUCUGGAUUUUAAAGAGUGGGUGGAGUUCACACCUUUCGAGGUGGGUGCCCUGAAGUAUGGAGCAUCCAUUCGGGCAGAGGAUUUCGGCAGUGAGUUCUUCAUGGGUCACCUGAUGAAGAAGAUCCCAGAAUCCCGGAUCUGCUUUUUGGAAGGCACAUGGAGUAAUAUAUUUUCUCAGAGUUUUAUGGAUGCUGUCUACCUCUCAGGUCAUUCAGAGGACUUCUGGCACAGGUGGACCCGGGGCACUGAGCAUGAUAUUGAGGAGCAACCUGCUCUGCCCAAAAGGCCUCAUGAACAGACGACUUCCUUAUCCAUUCCCAAAGGCUGCCUUUCCAAUACUCUUCGAGACUUGAUGACAGAGAGGCCAGUGGUUUCAAACUAUCAUAAUUUCCUCAAGGGCUUGCAACUGCAUAAUGAAUACUUGGAAAAUGAUCACUUCUGCAUGUGGAAAGACACGAUACUUGAUUCUUCUCCCAACCAACUAACUGAAAUGGAUGACUACCUCAAGCUGGUGGAUACAGCUUUCUUCAUCAAUACCAGCUGCCCACCCGUUUUGAGGCCAGAGAGGAAAGUGGAUGUCAUUUUGUAUUUGAAUUACAGCGGGGGAUCACAGACCCUGCCACUGGACCUGUUCUCCGAGUACUGCACGGAGCAAGGCAUCCCGUUCCCCCGGACGGAGCUGAGCGAGGACGACCGGGAGCACCUGAAGGAGUGCUACCUGUUUGAGGACAACGCGGAGGCACCGGUCUUGCUCUAUUUCCCAUUGGUGUGUGACACCUUCCAAAAAUACAAGGCUCCUAAUGUGGAACGCAGUCCCAUGGAAAAGGAUCAGGGGAAAGUAAACGUGUCCGGUUGUGCCGUUCCAUAUGGCACUGGUCUACUUACAUAUACUGAAGAAAACUUCAACAGGCUGUUGAACUUGUGCAACUACAACAUCCUCAAUAAUAAACAUUUAAUUCUUCAGGCUUUACGAACUGCAGUAGAACGAAAGAAGCUGUUUAAAAGCUGUUCAUUACCUCGAUCAUCUAAACUCUGUUAAAAUAUGUUUUGACCAAUG